UUUUUAUAUCACAUUUUUAAAACUUAUUGUGUUGAAAUCAUGGCCAAUGCUGAGCUGUCUAAUGCUCUCCGCGAUUUUCCAAAUAGAGUUAUUAAUGUCGGGAUGGAAGAACGUCCGGCGUUAUUUGCUAACGUGUCCGCAGUGCUUACAAAUCCUGGUAUUAAUUCAGCAAUAAUUCGUGGAAUAUGCAAAGUGAUUGGAACUACACUAACAAAGUACAAAGAUCCAUCAUCACAACAAUUAGUCCGGCGUCUUAUUUCCGAUUUGGCAAAAGAGCAUCAUGACAUAACUUUUGAAUACAUGUUAUCUGUGCUAAAAACGCUCACAUUAAAAGAACUGCCUUUAGCACCUGUACAAAAGUCUUCAAAAUCAUCUGUUAUUGCUUUAAGUUGGAUUGCAUUGCUACUAAAAAACGGAAAUGCUGAAUCAAAUAUUUAUAAAACGGAGAAACGGAGGCUUUUUGAAUACCAGUCACUAUUAUACCAAAUGACCUUACUAGCUUCACAACAACGAGUUACAGAUGCUGCCAGAAAAGUGCUAUAUGAAUUGUGGGAAGACGACAAUAUUUUUAGUGAUACCGUACAAACACUUUUACAGUUGGAUCCAAACUCCAAUGUAACAAUUCUUAUAAUGCUAAUGGUCCAAUAUGAAAAUCAACUAAAUCAAGCUACCACAGUUUUAAAAAACAACAAAGAUCAAAUUAUAGAAUAUUUUGUGAAAAGUAUGAUUUUGUCGAAAACUAAGCCACAAAAGGCAUUCAUCGUAGCUUGCUAUCCAUUUUUGAAAACAAUUACCGACUCCGAGUUUGAAUUACAUAUAUACCCCCCCCUGCAAAGAAAUCUUCUCCGAAGUCCUGAAAAUACCCUAGAAAGUCUGGGUCUUAUUAUUGACGCAAUAAAUAUAAAUUGCAGCCGCUACGGUACCCAAAUUGGAAAAAUUUUAAUUCAAAAUUUGUAUUCCAAAGAUGAAGUGGCCCGACGUGAAUCUUUAGAGUCGUUGAAGACAUUGUCCCAGAAGUGCUCAGAUGAAGACGUUAUCAAGGUUUUAUUAGAACAAAUAUUUUCAAUUUUGAGUGGAUCUGAUGGCAAAAUAAAUGUUGUUGAAUAUAGGCUCAACUUACUACAGGGUGCUGGAUGUCUAAGCUAUAAUAUCGUACCAGAGAAAAAUAAUCUCAACCUUUUAAAUGUUGCUGUAAAUUUAUUCUGGAAGACGCUUGAGUAUGAAUCACAAGAAAAAGUUAUAUGUUGUACUUUAGAAAUGUUUGCAUUGUGGACAGGAAAGUUUACCACAGAGAUUCCCAAUGUGCUUAUUAAGAUAUUUAAAAUGGGUCUCGACCAAAAAAAUGCUAGUCAGGCAAUUCGACAGGCUUAUCUUGAAUGGUUACUUUCUUCUAUACAAAAUGCGGAAAUGAACAAGGACAGUGAUGUUGUGCCAGCUUUAAUAUCUUUGUAUGUAAAUGCUCUACAAAGCUCAACCCAACUAUCACAAAUUUCGGAAGCUGCUUGUAUUGCAUGUAUAUUAUUAAUACUAGAGAAUCCAACUGAAAAAUACUCCAUCUUUUGGAGUUCUUUAUUUGAUAUGAAUAAGUUGCUUUUCUUUGGUGAAAAAUUCUUAAUGGCAGGAACACCCGAAACACUAUGCCACAUUUCUUUGAUAGCCAAAUUUCUAUUAACAUCAUAUGCAGAUAAAUUGAAGGGACCAAUAGAACCAUUAUACCGUACACUCAUAUUAAACAUGUGUAACAACUCGUGGAAAGUACGUGAAUAUACAAUAAAUCAGGUUACACAAAUUAUAUCAGGCGCUGAAGGUGUAGCUUUUGUAAAACUUGCUCUCAAUGAAUAUAAAACCCAUAUAAAUAUGUCUAAGAUUAGUUAUGACACAGAUAUCCCAAUUGAUCAGUCCUAUAUUCCAUCUCAUAUUUUUGUAACAGCUCUCCAAACUUUAUGUAAAUUAUCAAAUGUUCCUUAUGAAGAUGCUGUAGAACUAGCUAUGCUGCUCUUAUACGUUGCUCAUCAUCCUGCAAUAGUUAAUACUAACCAUAAAUUCUGGGAAACAGCUCUUCAAGAUAAUUUUGGGUUAGAUAUUGAACAUUUUAUUUCCACUAAUAUAAAUAGUAUAAAAGAUAUAUUCAUUGAUAAUUUCAACGUUUGUGCAGUGUAUGAAAAUACAAUUUCAACAUUAGCUCGCCUAAGUCCUAAUGUGGUUUUGCCUAUUAUUAUUAUGCGAACUAAAUUACAUCUUGAUGAUCACAGCAAUGUCCAUGUCUCCGAAGACGAAUAUCGUACAUAUUUGACACCAGACGGAGAAUUAUAUGACAAAAGCGUAAUACCAAAUAUUGAGUCGCAAUAUGUAACUGUUGGUGUGCGAAGAGAGAAUAAAGUGUAUAGUUAUAAGGAACAAAUGGAAGAAAUACAGCUCCGACGGGAAAUUGAUGAAAAACGUCAAAAAGAAGGAAAAUCGAAAACCAUUAGGCUCACACAGAAACAACAAGAGUUGAUUAAAAAUCAAACAGAGAAAGAGUUUCGCAUUAAAUAUCGCAUUAAUCAAUUGAGAGAAAAACUAAUGGGAAUCAUAAGCUUAUUUAAAUCUGCGUGCGUUGGAAAUGGAAAAUGUGUUGCUUUACAUUUCCAAAAUAUAUUACAUUCGAUUCUUAGAGCUUCAAAAAGUCCACUGUCUGCUGAAGUUCUAACCGAACUAUACUAUUUUCUACAUAAAAUGUGCUUUCAUAAUCAAAAAGACUUAUGCAGUGAAAUUUCGAUUGCUACAAUAAGGCUUCAGAACCCAUCCUGUGAUUUAAAAAAGGAAUGGCUUGCAAGAAACUUGGACGAAAGUAUUGCUGAAAUUAUAUCAGCUCUAAACAAAUACGUAGAUAAUAGUUCAAAUUCUAAUGAGCAAGAAACGUUUGCCAACCUUCUUGAUGCGCCGUCAUUUUCGUAUGCAUUCGAAUUUGUUCAACGCGCUAUUACUCAUUUAAAUAUUGCUACAAAUGAAGACAUUGUUUUAAUGGGAAUACAUUUUAUUGAAAGUCAUGCUCAAUUAAAAAAAAAUUCGACUGCUGACAAGUAUGAUCUUAAUUCAAUGCCAAGAUAUGGAAUGUUUAAAAUAUUAUUUUAUUUGAUAAGAAAUUGUAAAGGAAGUGUUCAGACUCAGGCAGGAUGCGCACUCUUAGAUGUUGCGACAAUUUCUUCCGGAGUUAAUUCCAGUUCUGGACCUGAUCAUAAAACUAUUGAACUAUUUUUGAAAGCUUUACAAAAUGAAUCGGAGGCUGUUAGGGAUAUAACAUUACGUGCGUUAAAAAUAAUGGUUUCUAUAAUUAUUAAUGAUCUAGAGCCUGACAGUGACUUGCAUAAAAGAAUUGUUGCUAGCUUUUGGAUUGCAAAAUUUGACGUGUGUCAUGAAAAUCAAAGAUUAGCAAUUGACCUUUGGAAUGCAACGAACUUUUCAUAUCCAGAAUUCGACAGAAUUAUUUGUAACAUUACACACUCAGAACUCUGUAUUCAAAAAGCUUCUGCGGCGUCUCUAGCACCAUUGAUAGUGAGUGAUAAUAAGUUAAUUAUACACGCCUUGAAACAAAUGCUAACAAUUUACAACGAGAAGCUGAUAAUGAUUCCUCCUAAAUUGGAUCAGUUUGAGCGAGAAAUUGAACCUGCUGUUGAUCAGUGGAAGCCACGAAGAGGCGUUGCAAUUGCAAUUUUAAAUAUUGGCGAAUUUUUAUCUAUUGAAGACAUAAACAAUGUAAUGCAGUUUAUGGUGUCUCAAGGACUUGGCGAUCGUAAUGAAGUUGUACACAAGGAAAUGUUAGCUGCUGCUUUAAAAAUAGUUGACAUACAUGGAAAAGAAACCAUUGUUAGUUUAUUACCUGUAUUUGAAGGAUUUCUGGAUAAGGCGCCCAAAUCACAAAGUUUUGACAACACACGACAAGCAGUUGUUAUAUUAAUGGGAUCCUUGGCGCGUCAUUUCGAAAAACAUGAUAAACGAAUUGAACCAAUUGUUAAACGAUUACUGGAAGCUUUGUCUACGCCAUCUCAGCAAGUACAAGAAGCGGUUGCGAACUGUUUACCGCAUCUUAUGACCUCUGUAAAAGACGAUGCUCCUGCGAUAAUAAAAAAGUUAUUACACUCUUUAACGAAGUCUGAAAAAUAUGGCGAGAGACGUGGCGCUGCAUAUGGUAUAGCUGGAAUUGUCAAAGGGCUUGGAAUUUUAUCGCUCAAACAGUUAGAUAUAAUGUCCAAACUUACCAUGUAUAUUCAAGAAAAGAAGAACUAUAGAUAUCGCGAGGGUGCUCUUUUUGCGUUUGAAGUGUUAUGUACUACUCUAGGACGUUUGUUUGAACCCUAUAUUGUUCAUGUAUUACCACACUUACUACAGUGUUUUGGUGAUUCAUCUCAAUAUGUUCGACAAGCUGCUGAUGAUACUGCAAGAGUUGUUAUGGGAAAAUUAUCAGCUCAUGGAGUAAAAUUGGUGCUUCCAUCUCUUCUAGACGCUCUUGAUGAAGAUUCUUGGCGCACAAAAACAGCUUCAGUUGAACUUUUGGGAGCUAUGGCAUUUUGUGCUCCAAAACAACUAUCAUCAUGUUUGCCCAGCAUCGUUCCAAAAUUAAUCGAAGUUCUUGGCGACUCUCACACAAAAGUGCAAGAAGCUGGUGCUGAUGCUCUAAGAGUAAUAGGAUCGGUUAUAAAAAAUCCAGAAAUACAAGCACUAGUUCCGGUUUUAUUAAGGGCAUUAGAAGAUCCCUCUAACAACACUUCAGCUUGUCUUCAGUCAUUGUUAAAAACUAAAUUUGUUCACUUUAUUGAUGCGCCUUCUUUGGCUCUAAUUAUGCCAGUUGUUCAAAGAGCAUUUAUGGAUCGAUCUACGGAGACAAGAAAAAUGGCUGCACAAAUUAUUGGAAAUAUGUAUUCUCUAACAGAUCAAAAAGACUUAACUCCUUAUCUUCCAAACAUAAUACCUGGUUUAAAGUCAUCAUUGCUCGACCCAGUUCCUGAUGUAAGGGCUGUAUCUGCCCGUGCUUUAGGUGCCAUGGUUAAAGGCAUGGGUGAGACUUCAUUCGAAGACUUACUUCCAUGGUUGAUGGAAACUUUAACAUCAGAGUCAAGUAGUGUUGAUCGCAGUGGUGCAGCGCAAGGACUUUCUGAAGUAGUUGGAGGUCUUGGAGUUGAAAAAAUGCACAAACUUAUGCCAGAAAUAAUUGCCACAGCAGAAAGAAAUGAUAUUGCACCGCAUGUAAAAGACGGAUAUAUAAUGAUGUUUAUAUAUAUGCCUGGUGCUUUUCCAGAUGAAUUUACACCGUAUAUCGGCCAAAUCAUUAAUCCAAUACUAAAAGCAUUAGCAGACGAAAGUGAAUAUGUACGUGAUACAGCACUCAAAGCAGGUCAACGAAUUGUCAACUUAUAUGCAGAAUCAGCAGUUGCUCUUCUACUUCCAGAGCUUGAAAAGGGUUUAUUUCAUGACAAUUGGCGAAUAAGAUAUAGUUCAGUGCAACUACUGGGAGACUUGCUAUAUCGCAUAUCUGGAGUGUCCGGAAAAAUGACUACAGAAACCGCUAGUGAGGAUGACAACUUUGGUACAGAGCAGUCACAUACAGCAAUAAUUCGGUUCCUGGGUGAUGAACGUAGAAACCGAGUUUUGUCAGGACUUUACAUGGGGCGUAGUGAUGUGUCUUUAAUGGUAAGACAAGCAGCUUUACAUGUAUGGAAAGUUGUUGUUACCAAUACUCCCAGAACUUUGCGGGAAAUUUUGCCGACUCUAUUUGGAUUGUUACUAGGCUGUUUGGCUAGUACGAGCUACGAUAAACGGCAAGUUGCAGCUCGUACUUUAGGUGAUUUAGUACGCAAACUAGGUGAAAGAGUAUUGCCUGAAAUAAUACCUAUACUUGAAAAGGGAUUAGAUUCAAACCACUCUGAUCAAAGACAAGGCGUUUGUAUUGGUUUGUCAGAGAUAAUGGCAUCUACCUCAAAGGAAAUGGUUCUCACAUUUGUUCAUAGUUUGGUUCCGACUGUACGUAAAGCCUUGUCGGAUCCUUUACCUGAAGUAAGAGAAGCAGCAGCUAAAACAUUUGAAUCUUUACACAGUACAGUUGGUCAUCGGGCCCUUGAUGAUAUCCUUCCUUUUAUGUUAGAAGAACUAUCCAAUCCCGAUCCUUUAGUGGCUGAAAACACUUUAGAUGGAUUGCGGCAAGUUAUGACUAUCAAAUCUAAAGUUGUGCUGCCGUACCUCGUGCCGCAAUUAACGUCACCACCAGUAAAUACAAAAGCUCUCUCCAUUUUAGUCUCAGUGGCUGGUGAAGCCUUAACCAAAUAUUUGCCUAAAAUAUUAUCGGCAUUGCUAGAAGCUUUAUCACAGUCCCAAGGUACGGUUAAUGAACAUCGCGAGCUCGAAUAUUGUCAAACUGUUAUAUUAUCAGUCACCGAUGAAGUGGGCAUUAGAACAAUUAUGGACAUAUUAAUGAGUUCUGCGAGAAAUGAUAAUUUGAGCACGCGGAAAUCUUCAGCAAAUUUGCUUUGUGCUUUCUGUAUUCAUUCGCCGGGAGACUAUUCACAAUAUGUUCCUCAACUUCUUCGGUGCUUGCUAAGAUUAAUGGCUGAGAAUGACAAAGAUAUUUUACAAAAGUCUUGGGAGGCACUAAACGCAGUGAUAAAAGGAUUGAAUCCAACUCAACAAAUUGCCCACGUAGCUGAUGUUCGACAAGCUGUUAGAUUUGCUGCUAGUGAAUUAAAAGAGUCUGAACUUCCAGGCUUUUGUUUACCUAAGGGAAUAACUCCCUUAUUACCCGUUUUUCGGGAGGCUAUUUUAAAUGGUUUGCCCGAUGAAAAAGAAAAUGCAGCUCAAGGUCUUGGUGAGGUGAUUUUUUUAACAAGUACUCAAUCCUUACAACCAUCUGUUGUACAUAUUACUGGUCCACUGAUUCGGAUAUUAGGGGACCGGUUCAACUCUGGAGUAAAGGCUGCAGUUUUAGAAACAUUAGCAAUUUUGCUUCAUAAAGUUGGUGUCCUAUUAAAACAAUUUUUACCUCAGCUCCAAACAACAUUUCUGAAGGCGUUGCAUGACCAAAAUAGAAAUGUCCGCAUGAAAGCAGGACGCGCACUAUCUGAACUGGUAGCUAUACACUCGAGAGCCGAUCCUUUGUUUAAUGAUAUUCACAAUGGUAUUAAAAACUCUGAUGAAUCUGCAGUACGAGAAACAAUGCUACAUGCCCUUCGUAGUAUACUUGGCCCUUCUGGAGAAAAAAUGUCUCAAGUAAUAAAAAAACAAAUCUUAGUUACCUUGCUCUGCUUGGUUAGCCACCAAGAAGAUGUUACUCGAAAUGCUGCAGGCGGAUGUUUAGGAGCAAUGUUAAAAUACUUGCUACCUGAGCAAAUUAAUGAAUUGCUCAAUAAUCACAUUUUUACGGAAGAUUCUGAAGAUUAUCUUCUAAAACAUGGUCGCACAGUAGUUAUUUUUGUUGCACUCAAAGAAAGUCCAAAAGAAAUACUUUCAUCACUUUUUUAUGAUAAGGUAAAAACUUACAUUUUAAAUAAUAUUACAUCUGAGAAAGUCCCAAUUGCUUGUAAUGCAAUAAGAGCAGCAACAUACUUUUUGGAAUAUAGCCUAAAAAAUGAAAAUGAAACCCCUAAUAAUAUUAUUGUAGCACUUGCUAGAGCAAUGAAUCAUAGUAGCAAUGAUGUAAAACAAUUAGUAGCAAAAAGUUGCAGUCAUUUGUCAAAAAAUUUAACGGCUUAUCAAAUAAAUCUUGAUGUAAUGAAAUAUUUAAUACCCAUGUUAGUUAACGGCACCAAAGAAAAGAAUGGAUACGUAAAAUCGAAUUCAGAAUUGGCUCUGAUUUCUUUGUUAAGAUUAAGAACUGAUGAUACAACUUAUAUAAAGACUUCUGAAGCUUUAGAAUCUGGAGCUAAAGAUUCAUUAAAUGAAGUUAUUAUGAAAAUUUCAAAAAAAGUGGUUGUACAAUCAGUUAUUAAAGAAGAAGAGUUAGAUGAUACAUUGCUGACAUGAUUACAUUUUCUAAGGUAAACAUUAUUUUCUAAUAUCGUACAUGCGUAAGACUAUAUUAAAUAAUGAUGUAUCACAAACAAAACGAAACUAAAAAAUAUAUAAUAUACAAUAAAGAAA
This is a messenger RNA of Scaptodrosophila lebanonensis, 8106 nucleotides long. It is a transcript of the gene l(3)80Fj, whose product is annotated as eIF-2-alpha kinase activator GCN1. Gene Ontology annotation, biological process: cellular response to amino acid starvation; regulation of translation. The transcript is spliced from 4 exons. The record is from RefSeq and is a predicted model, not a curated record. Gene Ontology annotation, molecular function: protein binding; protein kinase regulator activity. Gene Ontology annotation, cellular component: cytosol. NCBI's taxonomy places the organism in Eukaryota, Metazoa, Arthropoda, Insecta, Diptera, Drosophilidae. The coding region runs from base 40 to 7989 and encodes 2649 amino acids.